Ctenocephalides felis (cat flea) is the source of this 1973-nucleotide messenger RNA. Its product is annotated as solute carrier family 35 member C2-like. Lineage: Eukaryota; Metazoa; Arthropoda; Insecta; Siphonaptera; Pulicidae. Gene Ontology annotation, molecular function: DNA binding. Gene Ontology annotation, biological process: mitotic cell cycle checkpoint signaling; response to ionizing radiation; double-strand break repair via homologous recombination. The record is from RefSeq and is a predicted model, not a curated record. Gene Ontology annotation, cellular component: SOSS complex.
UUGCUGAUAAAUAAUUUGUUGGGCCUAAAAUAGUAAAAACAAUAUUGGUUUUAAACAUAACCUCAAAACACAACAAUGAAUCCUGUAGAUUUUGUAUUGAUAAAAGACAUAAGGCCCGUUGAAAAUAUUAAUGUUAUUUUCAUUGUUUUGGAAAUAGGAAUGCCCACAAUUACCAAAGAAAAAAGAGAGGUGAGAACCCUCAAAGUAGCAGACUCGACAGCCUGUAUAAAUCUAUCAGUCUACGAACCGGGGCACGUGAUAGUGCCAGGUGAUAUAAUCAAAUUAACGAAAGGCUAUGCAGCCAUCUGGAGACAAUGUUUAACUUUAUACUCGGGAAAGAAUGGUGAUAUCCAAAAAAUAGGAGAAUUUUGUAUGACUUUCAAUGAACAGUUGAAUAUGAGCGAACCUAUGCCGGUAGUGCCAAACACGAAUGCGGGGCCACAGAAUUUAAAUAAUAUCAAUAAUGGAACUACGAAUAAUGGGGGGAAUGCUAAUAGGACAUCAACAAUUGUACAACCAAACAACACAACAACGAUUUCAAAACCGUCCAACACCACAUUGUCUUCAGGGAACUCGAGAUACUCAGGUGGCAAACCUCAAAACCAUGGUAUAAGAAAAACAGAGACAAUGGGUGGUUUUAAAUAUGAACAAUUGAAUACAAAUGCAGAAGCCGCUGAUUUUAAUUAUACAGAAUCCCCAAGUUAUGUAAAUAAGAACAAAUCUGUGAAGCCUAUUUUUAAGACUUUGGGAUUGAUCUCGGUGUACUUUACACUUUCUAUCGGACUCACAUUUUACCAAAGAUGGCUUGUGAAAAGUCUGAAUUUCCACUUAACAAUAGUAGUGUUCCAUUUAACAUUCAAAUUCCUGCUGGCUGCAAUUCUUCGACAAUUGAUUACAAAACAUCGAGCAAACAUAACGUUAGGCACAGCUUUGAGAUCUGUAGCACCCACCGGGUUGGCAAGCGGAAUUGAUGUGGGGCUCUCUAAUUGGGGACUCGGUCUAGUCACUAUGUCAUUGUACACAAUGACCAAAUCGACAACAAUAGUGUUUAUAUUAGGAUUUGCUAUAAUUCUAGGAUUAGAAAAGAAGUCGUGGUCCCUGAUGGCCAUCGUCAUAACAAUAAGCUCAGGUCUAGCCUUAUUCACCUACAAAGCCACCCAGUUCGAUGGCCUCGGUUUUACUCUACUUCUCCUGGCAUCCUUAUGUGCAGGUAUCCGAUGGACUUUUGCACAACUGGUGAUGCAACGAUACAAACUAGGAUUGAAUAAUCCUCUAGAAAUGCUUUAUCAUAUGCAACCAUGGAUGCUGGCAUCCAUUAUGCCUGUGGCAUUGAUCUUUGAAGGUUCUCAUCUGUGGACUUUGUUCUCUGGUCUGUCAACGACAUCUUAUUCAACGAUAGGACAUAUUGUGAUACUAUUGAUAAUUGGAGCAGCUUUGGCUUUUGUGAUGGAAAUUUUUGAAUAUUUAGUAGUGCAUAAUACUUCUAGUCUCACUUUAUCAGUGACUGGUAUAUUCAAGGAAAUCGUCCAACUAAUUUUCGCUGUGGAAUUCAACGGCGACCAGCUAAGCACCAUCAACUCCUUUGGCCUCCUCCUGUGCCUCUGUGGCAUAGCUGGUCACAUUUGGCACAAGUCAACCAAGAGCCAAAACUCAGAAUCAUCAACCAACGGAGGAUCCAAUAACACCAUCAGCAAUACAAAUUCAUCUGACUUCAAAUCAACAGAAGAAGAGAUUGAAAGGAUUCUGCAGAUUGAUAAGAAUAAAAGACUUCUGGACAGUGGUGAUUUUAGCGAACAGACCAGGAAAGGUUUGUUGAGAUAUGAGAGUGAUGAUGAAGAAGUCGAUGAUGGUAAAGCUGGUGAUAGUAUGGAUGAGUCGGAUCAGUUGAUUUUUGAUAUUUUAAAGAGAAGGGAUUAUGUUAGUUCAGAUAAGACGUAAAGGGUAUAUAUAUGCGAGUUUUUUUUAUAAAUUUC